AUGGGAGACGCGCGAGACCGGCGGGCUGCGAGGGGAAGAAGACGGCCCGAGUCUGGAAGGACGCCUUCUCCUCGGGCCGCGUCUUCUGUGGGCGCUGCCUCCCCGACCCGCUCCUCCCGAAAGCUGGAGAAAGGCAAGGGAAAGACAACUCCCGGAGAGCGCCAGGGAGAGGCGGGGCCAACCGCAAGUUGCAGCGCGACCUCAGGGGAGACGGCAAACGCUCAAACAGCUCUUCUGAGUACUGGCGCGUCGAAGAAGCGGAAACCUGCAGAACGGAAAGGAAAACUGUCUCCACGUCCGUCUUCACGUGCCUGUUCCCCUCCCUCAGCCGCUCCGCAAGGAACGCAGCGGGAAGCUGAGUCUUUGGCCGCGUCUCCUCUCGCGUCCUCGGCGUCUUCCGCUGGAGCCGCUCUCGCUCGGGCCUCUCCAGAACCGCGCCCCGGCUCCACAGUCCAGCGCCCUCCGGCGCCUCACGAGGCCUUCGGGGAGCCUGAGAGAGGCUUCCGAGAAGGGACCUGUGUGGGGCGCCUGGAGACGCCCGUCUCGUCUCCGUCGCGCUGCGCCAGUCCGACGUCGCCUCCGUUUUCCUCUUCCUUCUCUUCGUCGCUGCUCCCGAGAAAGCGCCACGACCUCCGGAGCUCGGCCCACCCGACGGUCGACGCGCCGCUGAAGGCGCCCAGUCUGCAGCUCCCCGUCGACGGAGGUGUCUCCAGUGUGGGGUUUGAGCCGGCGGCGUUCUUCGGCGCUUUCCAGAAUGAAGAGCGGGGAAACUUCCCGCCCCUCGACUCGGGGCAGAGUUUGCAGGAGACUGCGUCGCAGCGGCCCUCGACCCUCGCGAGGUCCGUGGGCUCCCGCGCCCCAAUCUACCUCCGACCGCGUCUCCUGCGCCCCCUAUUGCCCCAGGGAGCCCAACCGGCUGGUGCGGGCGCGGGCACCACGCCUCCAGAGACAGGCGCGUUCCGCGAGCUCGGAGAAGCCCUCGGCGCCGCCGAGCAGCGGCGCGCAGGCGAGGAGGCGGACGGGCUCCUGGUGCAAGAGCUAGGCGAAGAAAUGGACGGCGGGAUGGCCCUCCUCCGGAACGAAGGAAGGGACGGGGGCCGGAAGGACCGAGACGAGAGCGGCGCCGGAGCUUCCGGCCGGCGUGUUGGCUUUUCCCGGCUCCGGACCUUUGACAAAACCAACAAGGUCUUCCAACUCUCGCCGGAAGAGGAGGCGAGUCUGGUGCGUCUCGCAGAAGAACAGCACGAGCGCCUCUUUGCGGACGAGGGCAAACGCCGCUGGCUCAAACAAUGGGUGGAGCCUUCGCAGUCGGGCGGCUCCGGCGCCUCGGCCUUGUCUCCGUUGGGACGCGCGAGGCAGACCUUCUUCAUCGCACCCAGCCCCGUGUGGGGCGCGCCGAUGCCUGCAUUGGCUGAGGAACUGACGAAGAAGAAGCUGCCGCUCCCCGUCUCCUCAACCGUUCGGCGCCUCACGCCUCUCCCAGCGUCGCUGGUGUCUUCGCUGGAAAAACCCGCGGACGCCCGAGCCCCUGGCCAGGCUCCGGUCUCUGCCGCGGAACCUGGAGGCGCGACCGCGCCGGUGCAGGCGCCGUGGCGCUCGGGCGACGCCGGACUUCUCCACGCCAAGACAGAGACACCCGAGACGGCCGCUGCAGCGGGGCUGCGAGGCGCAAAGGACGCUGGAGGUUGGGGAGAUAUCGAAGGCCGAGAAAGCCGCGCCCAGACGAAAGCUGCGAGCGCAGACAGCCGAGCCGAAGCGGCGCCCGGACGACCUCGGCGGGUGACCAUUCCGAGAGGCGCAUUCAAGAGUCACGACGCUGUUCGUCGAGGCGAAGCUCCUGUGUGCCUGCGUUUCCUCCCUGCGCUGCACACAACCUCCCCCGAGAGCCCCAAAGGCCUCGCCUCGUCGCCGGCCGCAGCAGCGACCCCGGUUGCUGCCGACGCAGACGACGCAUCGGCCUCGCUCUCGGCUGCGACUUCGUCCUCUCGUCCCGUCUCCGGACCGUUUCCUGAGAAAGAACCAGAACGUCUGUCCUUGUCUUCUUCCCGCACUUCUUCUGCUCUCGCUUCGGCGUCUGCCCCUUCUUCGUCUGUUCCCUCGUUUCCGAAAGAAGACAUUCCGGAGAAGGUGCGGCACGGGGCUCUUCCCUCUUCGGCGGCGGGCGAGGCGGCGCCGUCUCCAGGUCCGGCACGCGAGGGCGAGAGACAUCUGCUUCUCCACGAGAUCGCCGAGGCGGCAGGAGGCGAGGCGGCGCUUGAGGCGGAGAAGGAAGACGAAGAGGCCAAGGAGAGGCAACUCUUGGUUUUCCUGUGUAGUCUGGAACAGGCGAUCUCGCAGUGGGCGGCAGCUGCCACUCUCUGCCAUCGCACCCUCUUCCCUGACGAAGGGAGAGAAGGAGGCUCGGCGUCGACGCUGGCGCAGCGAGGCCGUCAAAGAGACAAACGAGGAGGAGGCGAGAAGGCAAGGGAGACAGACUCCGCGCGUCUGCUGGAGGGCGAGUACUGGGAGAAGGGCAAGGCACAUCCGAGCGCUUCACGAAAGGUGCACGGACAGAGUGCCUUCUCGCCGCUCCUUGCUUCGUCUUUGGAUUCGGUGUUUUCCUCUCGCCCCAACGAGGAAGAAAGAUCCUCUUUCUGGCGCGCCGUGCUUCCUGUGAAGCCCCCAGACAUGCCGCUUGAAGAGUUUGUCGUCUGGUGCCAGCGCCCACUAGGGAUGAACGUCCGGGAGUAUCUUCGGAUUUUGUCCGGUGACGGCCUCGACGCGCCAGGCCCCAUGGCGACUGCAGGGUCGCCACGGGCGGAGCAGGCGGGCGCCUCUGCCUCCAUCGAAGCGAAGCUUGGCAGUCCGCCUCGCGGCCAGCAGUCACGCUGGAGGCACCCGCGGCUUUCUCUUCCGUCCCCGACCGCAACUUCCCUCUCUUCGUCCCUGUCGUCUGUCGCGGCGUCUCGUCCUUCGCCGCAGCUGCCGCGAGGCAGGCGCUCGUCCUCGCGAAGACGCUCUUCGGCUUCGGCUUCUCUGUCUUUUUCCUCGCCUUCUCUCUCAGCCUCGUGCUGCGCCUCCCCAGUCGCUUCUUCCGCCCCGUCCUUUCCGUCCUCUGCCGUCUUUGCGUCGUCGGUUUCAACUGCGGGUGUUUGGCAGCAGCUGUACAACUGGUCCGAAGCGAACGUCGCAGACUUGGGCACCGUCCUCGACGGCUACGUCGACUUUGACGAGAAACGCAAGCGCGCACUGAAGAAGCAGAGACACCUCCAGAGACAGUUCGCCAUCUACAACAAACUCUGCUCCACGAUGCGACGGAACUUUGCAACUUUGCUGCCUCGCCAGCUGCGCACCAUUCGCGCUGGCAUGUUUUUCACGAUUUCCCAGAGCGCUCUUUCUCACGGCCGGCUCCUGAACCUCGUCUCCUGGCAGCCUUCGGAACCUCCCCCGCUCCCUUUCUCGUCGCUGAUCUCUCUUCUGUCUUCCUCGUCUCUUGUCUCUGCCUCACCGCCAGUCGCGGCUCUCUCUGGCGUCGCGGGUCUAGAACACAACGUGACGCCCGGCAAAACUCGCGGGUCUUUGUCUGUUUCUUCUUCGCUUCCUUCUUCCUUCUCUUCCUUUCCUUCGGAGGCUUUGAAGGAGAACGGAGCGAAUGCGUUUCCUCGCGCCAAUGCGUCCUUGCCUCUGUCGGCGUCGCGCGCGCGGUCUGUCUCUACGUGUCCUCUCUUCGUCGACUCCGCCGGUUGCCUCGAGGCCAAGGAAACAGGCGGCGAGAACGACCCGCCGGCAGCAAGUGACGGGCGAGCUUCGCGGUGCGGCACGCGCAUUCUCAGGCAACGGGGCUUGGUAGCCGCCGAGUACUUUGCAGAUCGGGAAGGCCUUCUUCGGGAUCUUGUUUCGUCCUUUCCGUCUUUGUCGAGAGAACUGGGAGCGGACAGAGAGGGUGUCCUUGUGCUAGAGCCUGGCAACCGCGAGGCCGUCGCGAGCGGGGGAAGCGGCCAGAGCCUGGAACGGUCUGCAGCGCUGCGUCAUGGCGGGUGUCGGGUCGGAAGCACAAACAUCGGAAAGGCGUUUUAUUACCAGCGAGCCGUCGACGCUCUCGAGAGACGCUUCGUCGACAUGCACGGCGCCGCCCAGAGACAGCGCGACCGCCUGCAGGCGAUCGCGGAGUUCGGCCUCUUCCCGCCUGCUCCAGAAGAAAUCCCGAGAGGCUGCCAAGUCUGGCGAUGCGUAAACCUAACCCAGUCCGCCGUUCUCUGGCUGCUUUUCCACGACGCCUCCGCCUCUCUCUUGGUCAUGCGAGCCUCUCGGCUCCGGUCCCAUCCGGACCUCCACGCGAUGCUGCACACCGUCCACACGCAGAACGCCUGUCUUUUCCCUCGCUCUUCCUCCCUCUCGUCCUCACCCUCUGUCUGUCCUUACUCGUGUGCUGCUGUCCCUGCCGCGCUGGAGGGCGAAGCGGGAGAGGGCAGAGGAAAAGGGGACAGAGCAGACAGCCCGGCGACGGGACCGCGCUGCAAAGGUUCUCUCGGGGAGAAGGAGAGACACCUUGUCUCCGAGGUUCUGGGACGCGCUCUCGCGACGGCGCGGCGCUUGGCAGGUGACGACGAGAGCCGACAAAGACAGCAAGCUCUGGGAAAAGACGACGAAAGAGAAGGCGAAGACGACCCGCCAGCCGUGCGAAGACACGGAAGCCUCGUCGCCGCCAAAGAUGCAUACCUGGCGGGUGACUCUUUCGUUGAGAUCGCUCCUCACCUAGAAGAUAUCUCUCUGGCGGAGCACCUGGAGAAGCAUGGCGUUUACAAAGGAGAGCGGGAUGUGCAGCGCGUUCGGCAAAUUAUCUUUCUCCUCAUCAGGCUUCUUGAGAAUGCCCCCGAUCGCUCCGUGCUUCUGCCCGUGAAGACCUCCCGAGUGUAUCUCCGCCAGCGUCGCCUCGUUCUGUAUAUCGGAGUGCCCGCCUCUGCUGCGUGCAUUCCUUUCUCGCUCUUGGUCCGCCACCACUCAAUCGCGUCUUCGUCCCCCCCGCCGCGGUCGAAGAAUGCGAAACCUGAGGCGGGCACCGCGCACGCGACGAACCCGGAAGUCAAGCAGGAAGCGCAUGCGCCCGCCGCGAGCGUGGCGACGGCACGAGGUCCAGAAUGGAAGAUUUUCGAUCGUCUGGGAGACGCGAAACGCGAAGAACUCGGAUACGUCCUCUCGCGUGACUUCGGAGUCUCCGUCCUCGACGCUAUGCGGCAGCCCACUGUGGCGUCAGUCCUCGGCUGGGUGGAGCCUCUCGAGAGAAGCCUGCCGCCAGAGUGCUUCCCCUGCGACCGACUCCGGCUCCUGCCUUCGACUGCGCGCACGCCGGUAGACAGCAAGGGCCAACUCCCCUCUUCUCUACCUCUCUACCCCACACGGCCCAUCGAUGUCUCUAAAGCGCACACGUGGAUGCUGGGCGUCUUGCUCUAUCGCAUCUUGUGUGGGGAGGAUCAGGCUGUCUCUUCCUGCUGCGCCUCUCGAUCGAGCGUCUCUUCUUUGCGUGCGUCCUCCGGGACGGGCCCAUUCGACCUUUCUGCAUGCAGCGACGAAUGCGCGAGGCGCUUUCUCGCGUGGUGCCUGACUCCGGACCCGCGCCGGCGGCCUCUCGUCAGCGACUUGCUCCGCCAUCCUUUCCUGUUUGGCCUCGGCGACUCGGGAGGAGCCCUCGAACAGUCGAGCAAGGAACCGGAGACUGCAGACUCGUCCCUUGCGUCGUCUCUGGCGGGCAUCGGGGGGGGCGGCGAGAGCGAGGCGUCGGUGUGGGGAGAAGAGCGAAGAGACAGGAGACAGCCCCGCGACAGGUCCAGAGAUCCCAGUGGGGUCUGCGAACUCGACUGCGGCGGAAGCUUCGACGAAGACUCCAAACACGAGCGCGCGACAUCGGGGGCGAGUGACGCCGAGUCUGCAGGCACUGGUGCUCAGAGCGCCUGCGACGCCUCGCACACGCCGCGCGCCAGGGAGAGGCCAGCGCGGCGACGCGAAGACGCGUCCGGCCCCCGAGAGGCGUGCGGCGAGGCCGGCAGCAGGGGAAAGCGUGCGAGCGGUGCGCGUCGAUCGAGCGACCGCCGACGCGCAGAGUGCAGCAACUCCGAUGCGUCCCCGGUAGCUUCUGCACGUCGGAGACGCGCGGGCGCCUCGCCCCUUCGCGACGGCUGGGGAAGAGGCCUGGGAGGGAGUUCGGCGUCUUCGUCUUCGUUUUGCUUCUCGCCGAGGGGCGCGACUCUCAGGCGAAGGCCCGAUUCGGAGCGCAAGGCGGAGGCAGACGAGCCGGCGAAGACGCAGCUGAGUGAAGACGGUCGCGCGCGGCGCGGGUUCCCGGGACACGAAGGCGACGCGUGGAGAGGGCGAGGCAGAGAAGACGCGAAGCCCGAAGACACCUCUCUAGAAAGACUCCCGGAAACCGCGAGCGACGGGGAACUCCCCUGGCAUCUCUCUGGCGCCCCGGCCGCGCGCGUCAAAGGCCGAAGGUCGAGAGGAGACGAGGGCGAGCGGAGCGGGCGACUCAGCCGAGGCGGAAGCCGACGCGAACGCGGCGGAGGCAGUGCUUGUGCCUCGCAGAGACGGGGUGCGUCGCCGUCGCUGUCUCCCGUGACCACGCCGCGAAGCACGCGCAGCGCGCGAAGGCACGAGACGCAGCGACGGGCGGAACUCGGCGAGGCGUGCGGGCGUCGGCGCACAAGUGCGCGGUCGCAAGUCUCGUCGGGCCGUGCCUCGCCGAGCAAACAUGCAGACGCGUCGCCGGCGUCGCUUCGCCGGCGGCAGCGCGCGUCGCUGUCGGGGAGCAGACGCUCCAGAGACGCCCCCGCGAAGGCGGCGCUGGGCGACGCAGGCGCGGCGCACAGCCUCGACAGAGCGCGGGCGGGCUCCUGCGGGGUUUCCCGCUCGAGGAAAAGGGUGUCCGAGGGGAGCGCGUCGCCGGCCACGCAACGGAAGAAGCCGCGAAGCGACGAACACGUCGACGCGCUCCUGUCGCGCAGCCAGCGCGAACAAGGCGGCAAGACGCGCCUGCUUGCCUGCUCCGAAGCCCUCUUUGGAGACGUCGAACGAAUGGUCCCAGAACUGAUCGGCAGACAACGCGACGGCCGAGAAGACGGCGUUGCGUUCUACGGCGGCAAUGAUCCGCUCUUGAUCGGGCUGCCCAGCGACGACGACGACGCGUGGCACGAGAGCCCCCAAGACGAUGACGAUGAAGAGGAUGACGAAGAGGAGGAUGAAGAGGAUGACGAAGAGGAUGACGUAGAAGCUGAAGAGGAAGAGUGA
Messenger RNA from Neospora caninum, 7260 nucleotides. RefSeq lists its product as hypothetical. The record is from RefSeq and is a predicted model, not a curated record. The transcript has 13 exons. NCBI's taxonomy places the organism in Eukaryota, Apicomplexa, Conoidasida, Eucoccidiorida, Sarcocystidae. Bases 1 to 7260 code for a protein of 2419 amino acids.